Salmo salar (Atlantic salmon) is the source of this 3634-nucleotide messenger RNA. RefSeq lists its product as uncharacterized. Gene Ontology annotation, cellular component: cytoplasm. Gene Ontology annotation, molecular function: double-stranded RNA binding; tRNA binding; nucleotidyltransferase activity. The record is from RefSeq and is a predicted model, not a curated record. NCBI's taxonomy places the organism in Eukaryota, Metazoa, Chordata, Actinopteri, Salmoniformes, Salmonidae. Gene Ontology annotation, biological process: regulation of translational fidelity.
CCAGAGCAUCAGAUUAACAGCCUUUCUCUCCAUCCCAGCAUCACCUGUUCUCUCUCUCCGUCCCAUCAUCACCUGUUCUCUCUCUCCGUCCCAGCGUCACCUGUUAUCUCUCUCCGUCCCAGCAUCACCUGUUCUCUCCAGCAUCACCUCUUCUCUCCAGCAUCACCUCCAUCUUGUCCACCACCAGCUGUAGCUAAACCACUGACGCCAUGGCAACCUUGGAUGGUUUUCCCGCCAGUUUCUAUGGGGAGCCGGGGGUGUUGGGUAUGUUGGCCAAUGGGAUCAGUGCGUUCCUGGUUCUACUGCAGAACUUCAACACAGCUAGAACCGGAGUAUCUGCCGAGGGGUGGAGAACAUUCUGGCAGGUGUUCAUCUCAUCCUGAUAGGUGGAGUGUGUCAGCUGAUUGCCGGCCUGCUGUCGUUCCGUAAAUACGACCACCUGAGUGGCACCGCCUUCAUUGGCUAUGCAGCUCUCUGGGGCAGCUAUGGUGCCACACGCAUCUUCCUGGGUGCGUCCCAACCAAUCAGAACUAACCUGACCCUGUCACAUGACCUGAUGAGUAACAUGACCCCGCCUACUGCCCUCACGACCAACCUAUCCCUGUCGGCUGAACUCUGGAACAGCACCUCGCAGAGCCAUGAUUGGCUGUCUCUCCUGACCAUCCCCCAGUCCGCCAUCGCAGGAUUGGUCCCCUACAUCCUUCUAUCCUUCCUAUUGGCCUUCUGCUCUGCCACGGUAAACGUCAUCAUGCCCUUCGUGUUCAGUGCCAUCACGCUGACCCUGCUGUUUGAGGCUGUGGUGGUGGGCGUGUCCUCGGCCUGGCCACUGGUCGUCUCUGGCAUUCUAGAACUCCUCAUUCUCCUUUUUGCCGUGUACGGCAGCGCCGCCCUGUUGGUGAAAGGUCUGGUGCAGCGCUAUGUCCUCAAGGGGUUCGGCACGCCCCUGUUCAACGUGCUCCUGCUGGGGACCAACAGCCCUGCGGCCAGUGCCCAGAACCUGGGACAGGAGAAGAAGAAGAACACCAAGUAUGCUGAACCCCAGGCGCUCUUCUUCUUCUGUGACACGGUAUCUCCCUUCAUCAUGUUGUUCUACAGCUUUGGAUACGUCACGUCCUUCUCCCUGGGUGCUGUGUGGGUCUCCAUCGUCUCUGCUGCUCAACUCCUCUCUAGCUACUACGCUCACCUGCGGCAAGAUGGCUACCUGGUCACCAAGGCCGGCCUGCAUGCAACCUACUGGCUUACCAAGGCGUGGGAGGAGUUUGUGUUGUCGGCUGUGAUCGUGUCGGAGCCGGAGGGAGAGGUGGCUACUGGGAGACAGGCGAUGGUUGGUGAUUGGUUCUUUGUGGCGGUGGCGCUCCUCCUCCUAGUGGUCAGUCUGAGUAAUGACGCCCUGGAGGUUACCCAUAAUGCUCUGUUCCUGCUGCUGUCCGUCUGUACGGUCCCCCAGAUCCCCCUCCAGGGGUACUAUGUGUUCUUUGGGGUAUCCUGUUCCCUGUUCGCCACCGCUUCGAUCUACGGGACAUUUUGCCGCCUCAUCAACACCAUCGCUGAGAAGAGUCUGAUCCCGGUGGGUCCUCAGCCCAUCUCCUCCGACCGUCUUUGCUCCAUCCUGUCCUGUUGUUGCUCUCCGGGGAAAAUCCAGGGGGCGCUGCCUUCAUCAUCAUCAUCAUCAGCAUCAUCCCCGACCAAUCAGAUCCCUGACGCUCUGUUCUACCUGACUAACGGCGUGGCCGCUCUCUCGGCGCUCCACACGGCCUCAUCCAGUCAGAGCGUGACCUUCCUGCGGCUGAGUGUUCCCUGGGUUCUGGUAUCUGGAGCGGUGGUACAGGGGUUCGUCAGCAGGCUGCAGGUCAGAGGAGGACAGCGGUUUGGCUCCGUCAUCCCAUCCUUCUACCUGUCUGUCUGGGCCACCUGGACAUGGUACCGCUUCACAGGCCCCUUGCUGCAGAUCUCUCCAGUAGGAUCCUAUGGGUUUACAGCUGGAGCCAUCGCUUUCCUGGUCAUCAACGCUUUCCUCAUGCUCAUUGCUGCGUAUGGUAACCUGGUCCUCUUGUCUCUGACCGUGGUCAUGGAGGCUGUCCUGGUGUGUUUCCUCCUGUCCACCUUGCAACAGCUCCCCUACCAGCUGGAGAUUGCCAUGCUAGCUGUGUUCUCUGUCAUCUGUCUAUAUGGAACCCUGGCAUCACUGGUCAACUGUACCUUCCGUCAGAGUGUGAUGCCCAUGGGGCCUCCGCUGGUUAAGGAUGUGAAUCAGCAGCAGAAGUCCUCCCCUGCCCUUCCCUGUCCCGUGGCAGACUCCAGACUGACCAGCGGUCUCCUGAAGAUCUCCAGACUGCUGGACGACGGGGGGGUCUGUGGAAUCCCCACCGAUACGGUCUACGCCCUGGCCGCAUCCUGCAAGAACCCUCAGGCCAUCGAGAACAUCUACAACAUCAAGGACCGCCCAGCAGAGAAGCCUAUCUGUAUCUGUAUCUCCAGUGUGGAGCAGCUGGUAGCAGCCAAGCCCCCAUUCAGCUCUCUACUCUGGGAGUUCAUGAGGAACGUCUACCCUGGAGGGAUCAGCUGCAUCGUCAGCAAGGGAGACUGGCUACUCAGACUGGGUGUGGGUCCGGCCUACGACCGCGUGGGAACCAAUGACAGCAUCAUGAUCCGAGUCCCUGACCACACCGUUACCGGACACCUGUGUGACAUCACCGGACCGCUUGCCAUCACCUCAGCCAAUCCCAGUGGAGAACCCGACAGCACGCACCACAACAUGGUCAUCAGUCGGCUGGGCCAUAAGAUCCAGGGGGUUCUGUGUGAUGGGGAUUCCAACGAGGUCGUAGCCUCAACGGUGGUGAACUGCCUCAAGAUAGAUGAAGGUACGAUUAGUAUUGUGAGGGAAGGCUGCGUCCCGGCGGUGAAGGUCCGACAGAUCUUUGAGAGGGUGAAGACCAGUAUGUUGUGAGGAGGACCCCUCCCUCCAUCAUGCACAUAUAAAAUGCAAAUAUAUGUAAAUAUGUGCAUUUUAGAUUAGAUUUUAGGAACAUGUAUGUUUUGUUUUGUUCUGUAUGAUUUGAUUAUGUAAAAUGAAGUGGUAACAGAAAUUAUACUCUAAUGAUAUAGUACUCUAAAUGAGGUAUUUAUGAAGGAUGAUGUAGUACUCCAAAUGAGGGAUUUAUGAAGGAUGAUGUAGUACUCAAAAUGAGGGAUUUAUGAAGGAUGAUGUAGUACUCAAAAUGAGGGAUUUAUGAAGGAUGAUGUAGUACUCUAAAUGAGGGAUUUAUGAAGGAUGAUGUAGUACUCUAAAUGAGGGAUUUAUGAAGGAUGAUGUAGUACUCUAAAUGAGGGAUUUAUGAAGGAUGAUGUAGUAUUCUAAAUGAGGGAUUUAUGAAGGAUGAUGUAGUAUUCUAAAUGAGGGAUUUAUGAAGGAUGAUGUAUGUGAAUGUACAAUGCUGCUGGGUAUAAAUAAAUAAUACAUUAUUUUGAAGUACUGUAUAACUGGGAAUUUAUAUAUUGUUUAAUAUGGGAGCUUGACAACGGCCAAAUGCAUACAUGCAAAAUUGAAAAGUAUUAUUUGCUUUGGCAAUUUACUGUAAUAGAUCCAUGUAUAAAGUGAAGUUAUACUUUAAGAAUAAAACUCAAAUUAAAUAUA